This is a messenger RNA of Macrobrachium nipponense, 2573 nucleotides long. RefSeq lists its product as uncharacterized. The coding region runs from base 672 to 2471 and encodes 599 amino acids. The transcript is spliced from 7 exons. The record is from RefSeq and is a predicted model, not a curated record. NCBI's taxonomy places the organism in Eukaryota, Metazoa, Arthropoda, Malacostraca, Decapoda, Palaemonidae.
AAAAGAGAACGGGAAGCUCUGGCAAAUGUUGUUGCAGUGUGACGUUGGUUAGUUGGCGUCUUUACGAGGCUUGGUCGUGAUCUUACAUUAACUCAGGAGCAGCGCUUCUGUUUUUUCAUCAAUUGAAGUAAAUCCGUGGUCUACUAAGAAUUUUGAUAAUGGGAGCUGAAAGAGCCAGGAGUCUUCGUAGGUGGACGAAUGGAUCAAGAGGCUCUAUGAAUUGGAACAUAUUUGAAAAUAAAGCAUUUUGAUGGCAGAGAGAACAAGUCGAAGAAAACUUCAAGGAAUAUAUUGAAUUAAACAUAGGGAAAAAACGAAGACACGAUCCUGUCGCUAUAGUUUCCCAAGGAGUGUUUUCUCGCUCGGUCUUUAUUUAAUCGCCAUAGCAGAAGGGCUUUUCUUUCUCUCUUUCUUUGAGAAACAGCUGAUAAGAAGCCCUCGUGUGCCUGCGUCUCGAUGAAGGAAAGUAAAAAAAGGAAGAGUGAAGGUAGCCGAAGAGAAAUCUAUAGACCGGCCUAUCAGAAGGAGGAUUAAAAGAAGCGUGGAAAAUGGAAGCUGGCGGAGAAAUCUUUCUUAUAGAAGAAGAGAAAAGGUCGGCUACCCGGACUAUCCAAGAUGCCCCUGUACCCAGUUUUACAUAGCUACAAACACAUGCAAGUUAGUACAGAACUAUGGAAGGCCAGUUUCUGGAGAAGAUUGUCCAAUUUCUGAAGGAAGUGGAAUGGUUGUACGAUUUUCCAGUAACUCAGGUUUUUACAAGGAACGUGUUCUCCCAAAUUCCAGAAGAAUGGAGUGCUUCAUUUGUUGAUAUGACACUCAGCAGCUUGAAUGGAAUUCCAGAAUGCAACAGCCGAGUACAUUGGCCCUCUUCCUUGAGUGUGUUUCUUAAGCAGUGCAAAGAAUUGUCACUUCACCAAUGGAUUAGCAUUAACCAGCAAGAACAUUUUGUAAGAGAGUUGCCCCAAGAACUUGAAUUGCCCCCAGAGCUUUUUAAGGGGAUGUCACCUAAAAAGAAACAUGAAGUUAAAGCAAUGGUUCAGUGCGUCAAAGAACUUUGUGAUAUAACAAACUCUUCAAGAAUACUUGACAUAGGUAGUGGUAAGGGAUAUGUUGAUUCGGCUUUACAUCAUGCCUUGGGUGUCACUGUCGUGGGUGCUGAAAGUGAGGACCGCCGAGUUAGAGACGCACAAGAUAGACAAACCCUGUUGGCUGGAACCUGUGAAGGCAUCAAGCAUAUAAAAUGGCUCUUAAAAGAUGACCAAGCUACUCUUGAUAAAGCAUUAGAGAUUGUUCAAGAUUUGGUAAAUUAUAAAGCUUUAUGUACAUGCAGUUUGAAUUCUGAAAAAACUCAAAACAUCACCUUCCAGCAAGAUGUUGACACUAUAGAUAUAUCCAGUACAGAGAAAGAAGUUGUUUCUUCAGAAGAAAAAUUACAAGAAAUAUCAAAGCAGAGCAGCACAGUGUCAGAAUCAGCCUUGUUAAUUGGUCUUCAUUCUUGUGCAGAUCUUUCAUCUGUAAUGAUUAAAAUGUUUAAAUACUGUCCAAAAAUAUCAUCAGUUGUGUUGUUUUCUUGUUGUUACCAUAAAUUAGACAAUAACAUAGUGGUAAAGAACUGCUCUGAAAAAGAAAAUGUUAGCAGUGACAAAUUUGAGAGGCCAGAAGAGAUACCUGCUUUAGAUAAUGCAGAAGAUUGUGUUGACAGUGUUUUAGAAAGUAUAUAUCCUUCUUGUAGUAAUGGGACAAACACCAAGGAAAUUAAUGAGACAGACUCUAGCAUAGUCAGUUACAAGAACUUUCCAAUGAGUAAUACUUUGAAGCAAAUCAUGGAAGAUAAUUGCUUUCAUUUGAGUAUCUAUGGUUUACGGCUUGCAGCGCAAGAAUCAGGUGUUCGAUGGUUACAACACACAGAGGAAGACCAUGAAAUCCAUGAAAGAAAUGUGGUGUAUAGAGCACUGUUGGAAGUUUUUUGUCAAAAAGAAGGCUUUACUUUGAAGAAGUGCCGUAGACGCUGUGCACGGAAGUCAAAGUUUUUCAGUUUCACUGAAUACAUAACAAAUGUACUUGAAAAUUAUGAGUUCAUACCAAUUAUGAGUCAAAGUUUUUAUGGAAAAGCCGAGAGUUUCACAGUAGAGGAAUCCUUUUCAAAAACUAAAAAGGCUUCAGAAAGAGACAGUUGCUUAUCCUCAAGUGAUAACUGCAGUGUUUCAUUAACACUGCAGGAGAGACCUCCAAUGUCAAAAGAGUUCAUUAGGAAUGGUUUGGAAGCCUGUUUUACUGAAUAUAAGGGCAUGUUUUAUUUAAUUGAACCCUUGACGGGUCUUCAACUAGCCCUGCAACCAGUAUUAGAAGCAUUAGUAUUAUUAGACAGAGUAACUUACUUAAAAGAAGCAAAGUUUGAGAAAGUCUGGCUUGAAGAAGUCUUUGAUGUUGCUGUCUCACCUAGAAAUGUUGCAUUAAUUGCUGUUAGAUGACUGUUACCGUAUUUGGUGGCGUAUAAGACGGACCCCUAUUUUACAAGGAUAUUGGAAAAAACAAUUUUAGUAUGUUUCUUCAUCCACUUAUGUAAAAAUAUU